Messenger RNA from Didymosphaeria variabile, 2568 nucleotides. It is a transcript of the gene SWI6, whose product is annotated as transcriptional regulator swi6. NCBI's taxonomy places the organism in Eukaryota, Fungi, Ascomycota, Dothideomycetes, Pleosporales, Didymosphaeriaceae. The record is from RefSeq and is a predicted model, not a curated record. The transcript is spliced from 3 exons. Gene Ontology annotation, molecular function: DNA binding; protein binding; transcription coactivator activity. Bases 1 to 2568 code for a protein of 855 amino acids. Gene Ontology annotation, cellular component: MBF transcription complex; SBF transcription complex.
AUGCAAGUCGCGCGCGCAAACGUCGCCCAGUCCUUCCCCUCGGGCUCGUCCUCGCAGCCCGCCAUGUACGCCAACUCGCCGCACGGCAUCAUGGCUGCUCCUUCCUUCAACCGCUCCUUCUCCGACGCCAAUGGCUACCAGCAACACUCGAUGGAUAAGCCCCAGAUAUAUACCGCUGUCUACUCGGGCGUUUCUGUGUACGAGAUGGAGGUCAACCGCGUCGCCGUCAUGCGCCGACGCUCCGACGGCUGGCUUAAUGCGACCCAGAUUCUCAAAGUCGCUGGCGUUGACAAGGGCAAGCGCACAAAGGUGCUCGAGAAAGAGAUAUUGGUAGGCGAGCACGAGAAGGUCCAGGGUGGCUACGGCAAGUACCAGGGUACAUGGAUCAACUACCGCCGGGGGAGGGAGUUUUGUCGCCAAUAUGGCGUCGAGGAUAUUCUCAGGCCAUUGCUAGAUUACGACGUCAGCGCAGACGGCAACGCCGGACAGGGCAUCGAAACGCCGACCAAGGAACAGGCCAUGGCAGCAAACAGGAAGCGCUUCUACACUCAAAGUAUGGAUGGCCGUGGAGGAACUCAAAGUGUGGGCGGUACCUUCUUCUCCAACAUCUCGUCCACAGCCACAAGUGCGCUCGCGGCCAUGAAUAAAGUGGCAAGAUUGAACUCACCCGCCCCGCCCCGCCCAGCGAGCUCAUCCCAGGGUCGCAGGUCCAUGGGCCGACCGUCUCAGAAUCCCAUCGGAAGCCAGGACUCAUUCCGCGCAAGCAGCCAGCAGAGCGUCCAGAGCCUAGCAUCUGAACGCAGUUUUGGAGCUACCAAUGGCCACACGGACUCCGCAUAUGGCACCGGCGUCGACGACAUACAGGAGCCGCCUCGGAAAAGGAUGCGCCCGUCACAGGAGGAAUCUUUUUCGCUUUCGCAAUCGCAGCCCAAUGGAGGAGAUGUGGUCAUGCAAGAUCAUGGCUCUCCUACGGAGCCGAACGACUCUUUCUAUCAGACAGGUCUGCCUGUCAAUACACCCGACGGGGACGUGUCAACUGCAUUACCACCGUUGCCUCAUCCCAGUGAUAAGAUCUCUGAGGAAAAACAGGCUAUGCUGACUGAUCUCUUCGCGGAUCAGUCAAGAACUGACUUUACAAAUCACCCCGCGAUACUCCAUCUCUCUGGAUCUGACCUCGAUAUGCCAAUUGACAACAGCUCGAACACUGCUCUGCACUGGGCGGCAACAUUGGCACGUGUGUCCCUGAUGCGUCUUCUCGUUUCCAAAGGCGCAAAUAUUUUCAGAGGAAAUGCGGCAGGCCAAACGCCACUAAUGAGUGCCGUUGCGGUAAACAACAGCCUUGAUCAUAGCUGUUUCCCGGAAACCCUUGAAAUACUGGCUCCCCUCAUUGAGCUACGCGAUGCUCAAGGACGGACAAUCCUGCAUCAUAUUGCAGUCACGUGUGCUAUCAAGGGUCGAGCAGCCUCGAGCAAAUACUACCUAGAGGCACUUUUGGAGUACUUAGUACGAAGCAACAUUGGCGCCAGCCAAGCUGCUUUUGAAGGCACCGGCAAUUACGCGAAACCCAUCGGCCUGAUGCGGUUCAUGCAAGACAUGGUGAACGCUCGGGACAAGGCUGGCAAUACGGCACUGAAUCUUGCAGCGAGAAUUGGAAACCGGAACAUAAUAUCCCAGCUGAUGGAGGUCCAAGCCGACCCUACAAUACCAAAUCACAAGGGCACACGCCCAAUAGAUUUUGGUGUUGGCAAUGACGCAGAUGCCGAUGUCCCCACAACCAUUAGCAGUCCGAGUAAAGGGAAGGUGCCUCUAAGCAAAGUGGAGGAAACUAGUCGGGAGAUACAGCCGCUCAUGAGCGGCAUACUACAAAGUGCAAGCAUGCAAUUUACCCAGGAAGCCCGCUUGAAACAAGACAACAUUGACCGCACCAACGAAGCCAUAGCCCAGCUCUCCGCCCUUCAAAAAACAGAGCAACAACGACUAGAAAGUAUAAGAGCGCGUAUGCGAGUACGACAGGACCGCGCGAAACGCGUAUCAAACCUCAAGCGAUGGGUCGACCUUCAACGCAAAAGCCUUGCUGUAAGCACAGAUGCAAAUCUUCGAGACAAGCGCCAGAUCGGCUACGCCGAUAUUGAAGGCUCGAAUCUCGCCAUCUCAGCAUCAGACCUCCCUAACCAGCUUCUCGUCGCUGGCGAUCAUCUCAUCCGCAAGGCCUCCGAUGGACCCGCCUACCUGAAUACGCCAUUGCCAGCAGACGCGGCCUUCCUCACGCAAACAAACACGAACACACUGGCCAACUUGCCAAGUAUAGCGACUCUGAGGAGUAAGUUGGAAGUGUAUACCAAGAUCAAUAGCAAAUUAGCGGAAAGAAGUAGUAUGCUGAAGGAAAAGGACGGGCAGUUGGAAGUCAUGUACAGGAAGGUCGUUUCUCUAUGCACCAAAGUCGACGAAGACAGAGUGGACAGCGUGCUGGACUUGUUGGUGCAGGCGCUGGACAGUGAUCCGUUGGAGGGUGCGGAUGUGGGGCGAGUAAAAGAGUUUUUGAGAAAGGUCGAGGGUGUUGAGGUGUAA